ACUCGGGAGUGGCUUUUGGUGACCUCAGGGUGCGCCCUUAGCGGCUGACGAGCGGAGCUGCGCAAUGAUCGAGGGUGAACGCAUAGGUGGGAUCUGGGACAAUGGGUGUGUAGCGUCGGAAGAGACAAAACAACCAAACGGCCUCUCCUACACUUUUUAUUAGAUUUAUUUUAAUAAAUAGGAUGUCUAAGCGAGUCAGACCCGGCUACUACCGCCAAGAAGUCAACAAAACCUCAUGGGAAGUACCGGAGCGGUACCGGGAGCUGAGGCAGGUGGGGACCGGAGCGUACGGGACGGUGUGCUCAGCAGUGGACUCCAGAACAGGAACCAAAGUUGCAAUCAAGAAGCUGUACAGACCUUUCCAGUCGGAGCUCUUCGCCAAGCGGGCCUACAGGGAGCUGAGGCUUCUCAAACACAUGAAACAUGAAAAUGUGAUCGGUCUAUUCGAUGUGUUCACUGCCGACCUCUCUCUGGACAGAUUCCAUGAUUUUUACCUGGUGAUGCCGUUCAUGGGGACAGAUCUGGGGAAGCUGAUGAAGCUGCAGAAGCUGUCAGAAGAGAAAAUUCAGUAUUUGGUUUAUCAGAUGCUCAAAGGGCUUAAGUACAUUCAUUCUGCUGGUAUAAUUCACAGGGACCUCAAGCCAGGAAACCUUGCCAUCAACCAAGACUGUGAGCUCAAGAUCCUGGACUUUGGUUUGGCGCGGCAGGCAGACAGCGAGAUGACGGGGUAUGUGGUGACUCGCUGGUACAGAGCCCCAGAGGUCAUCUUGAGCUGGAUGCACUACACUCAGACGGUGGACAUUUGGUCUGUGGGCUGCAUCAUGGCUGAGAUGCUGCAAGGAAAACCUCUUUUUAAAGGCAGCGACCAUUUAGAUCAGCUGACUGAGAUCAUGAAGCUCACAGGAACACCAACUCAGGAAUUUAUAUCAAAACUAGUAUCUGAGGACGCCAAAAGCUAUAUCAAAAGUCUCCCAAAAGUGGAAAAGAAAGACCCUCAGAAGGUGUUUUCCACAACUAAUCCACAAGCCGUGUCUGUGCUAGAGUGUAUGUUAUUGCUGGAUCCGGAGAGCAGGCUAACCGCUGCAGAGGCUCUCUUGCUGCCUUACUUCACAGAGUACCGAGAUCCAGAGGAGGAGACGGAAGCACAGCCGUACGACCACUCGCUAGACAACACAGACCAGCCCCUGGAUCAGUGGAAACGUCACACAUUCACAGAGAUCUUGACCUUCAAACCAGUUGUGCCAGAGUCCAAGGAAACCGCACUGUAAGACACAAAGAGUUCCAGCCUGGGACCAGAACAAACUGUACACUUAUUUUUUAUCUUGAUCUGAAAACUCUUUGAUCACAAGGCUUAAUGAUUGCCCGUGGACCCAGUUCACAAGUAUCUUAUUAGUGCAAGCUGCCAUAAUUUGGAUUUGUCUUUCAACAUCAAGUUGGUCCAGUAGCUCGCUUCCUGACUGUAGCAUCAGACCUUUCCAGCAUGUCUUACAGUGCUGCGGAUGCUAGAUCAGUUGAUGCAAGUCAAGUAAUAAUAUUCGAUAAGUAACUAAGUUAUCAAGGAACUAUGGGUUGCAUUACUUGAGUUACUUAUCCAUGUUCAAUUUCAGUUUUACUUCAGUGGUACAUAUGUUUUUUUUUUACUUUAGAGAAUACAGAAAUAUUGUAUUUAAACUAAUUCUGAAAUUCUUGACAGAUCCUGGGGAAAUUUGUUUUUUAAUACGGAUGCUUGAUUUGAGUAAUUUGUAUCUGUAAACGCAUCAUUUGAAGGUAAUAGAUCCAGGACAAAGCAUCACGCUGCAAAUGUAAAAUAAUGACAAUUUCUUUAAGUGACUUUUUCUAUAAUAUGUUGUUUUGUGAAAUAGCUUCCCCUUUAGUGACUACAUGUCCUUAAAAAACAAUUGAUUGCAAUUUUUGGGACGUCCUUGCGUGUGCGUGUCUGUGUGUAGUCUACAUGUCUGCUCUGACCUUGUUGUUCCUCCCAGUGGCCUUAAGAUAACCACAAAACAAAAACACUGCUGAGCUCGUACGAAAUCCACCCCAGCAGGUUGUGCACAAACAUUCACCUUUUAAUUUCAUACCAAAAACAGGCUUACAUCCGAUUAUGUUGUUUAUUGAAACGCAAACAGUAGCACAAAACAUUGUCUAUGUUGAUUUGUGAACACCAUUCUUGCAUUUUUAUUAUUAAAGAUUCUCUUUGAAAAUUGU
Molecule: messenger RNA, 2205 nt
Organism: Cottoperca gobio
Lineage: Eukaryota; Metazoa; Chordata; Actinopteri; Perciformes; Bovichtidae
Gene: mapk12a
Product: mitogen-activated protein kinase 12a
Exons: 12
Coding region: 183-1268 (361 amino acids)
Biological process (GO): protein phosphorylation
Molecular function (GO): MAP kinase activity; ATP binding
Source: RefSeq, a predicted model, not a curated record